Molecule: messenger RNA, 387 nt
Organism: Cyclocybe aegerita
Lineage: Eukaryota; Fungi; Basidiomycota; Agaricomycetes; Agaricales; Hemipholiotaceae
Source: the annotation of a GenBank genome assembly
AUGAUCUUGAUCUUGCCUUUUAACCAUCACGUUGCUGUUCAGUAUUUGCUGUGCAGAGCAACGGGCGUCUUCAUUAGAGAUCCUGGGGCAAUGACAAGCGCCUCGGAUCCUCCCAGGACCAAAGACGAAUGUCGCAUUGCGGAGAUUGUGCAGCAUACGUGCGAGCUGCGGAUAAAUCGGCUUGGGCAACGCACGCUGCAUUGCUUUCCUAUCCCUCGGUUGUUGAAGCUCUGUCCUGGAAAGCCUGCCGUUGAGAUUACGAAACUUGUUCAUAUCAACGUGAAGAACGGCGAGGUGGAAAUCCCCAAGGAUCUCAGUGUCGACUCGCUGCAGGCUCACCCGUGGAGGGAGGUCGUCCGGUACGACCAAGCCCCUAUGCCGGAGUGA